Molecule: messenger RNA, 3732 nt
Organism: Anopheles arabiensis
Lineage: Eukaryota; Metazoa; Arthropoda; Insecta; Diptera; Culicidae
Product: ceramide kinase
Exons: 8
Coding region: 229-2145 (638 amino acids)
Molecular function (GO): kinase activity
Source: RefSeq, a predicted model, not a curated record
UCCAGCGGGCAACGAACGGCACGACGGCCAGAGCGCACCAGUACCAGCAGCAGCAGCAGAGAAGCUAGGAUCAGCAGUUUCGGUGGACGUGAUUGUUUACCGUUUUUUUUAGCCGUCGUGAACGGGCAGUUCGCUGCAGAGUGCUCUGUAUGUAAGCGUAUGUAACACGAUUCAGAGCAGGGCAUUUACCCAGUGGUCGUCGUCGUGUAGUGCCUCCGCGUUUCCGCAAUGGACAAAGAGCACGAAGUUUUGCUCAACGCGUUUGUGAUAGCCAAGAAGCGGUAUCGUGUGUUCUACAAUGCGGGGAUUCUGGUGUGGGAAGAUGAAUCCUCCAAGAAAGCUAAAACCACCGUACCGAUAACGGAUGUGCUGUCGGUGUCGGUCUCGAAACUGCCCCACGCCAAUGGCAAACAAUGGAUGAAACGGAGCAAAGCAGCAGCAGCAGCAGCACCGCCGCCACCACACCCGCCGGCAGCAGCAAUCGUGCGAAACGAGGCCCACGGCAGUCUGGACAGCGAUCGUAUUCCAGUGCUGUCGGGCUCAACCACAACCAACACGCUCGCGACGACCAGCAGCAACAUUCCCCACAAUCACAGCAACCGAGGCAGUCUAAACGAUUUAUCCGAUGAUGAUCGCCGAGAAGCCAGCGACUACUUGGAUGCGGGCACGAUUCAGGCGGCUGAUUUUAAAUACUUGAUCCUUCAUUACGCUGCGCUGGUCUGCCAGAAAACGAACCGUUGGCGUGUGCGAGCCGUUGCCCUGCACAACAGCGAGCCCCGUCUCGUGGAGCUCUGGUACAACCGGCUGUCGUCCGACUUAAGAGAUCAAAAUCGGCCCAAACAUUUGCUGCUCUUUCUCAACCCGUACGGCGGCAAGAAGAACGCGCUGGCACUGUACGAACGGUACGCGAAGCCACUGUUCCGGUUGGCCGGGGUCGACAUUAAUCUAAUUAUAACGCAGCGCGCCCAGCAAAUCUAUGACAUCGUCACCUCCAAAAGCAUCCUGCUGGACAAUUACGACGGGCUGGUGUGCUGCGGUGGCGAUGGCACGUUUGCCGAGCUGUUCAAUGGUUUGGUGACGCGCACGAUGAUGGACUGCGGAAUUGACAUUAAGCAUCCAGCCUACCUACCGAAACCAAACAUUCCGAUCGGCGUCAUUCCUGCCGGCAGUACCGAUACGGUGGCCUGCUGUCUGAACGGUACCACCGACAUUAAGACUUGCAUUAUACACAUCAUACUGGGACAGCACAGCGGACUGGACAUAUCGGCCGUGUACAGUGCGGACGCAGCUGCCAAGUGCGACGAAGGAGCGUCACCGGCCGGUACGGGCAGGCCGCGACCCCAGCUGCUAAAGCUGUUCGCAAGCGCUCUCUCGUACGGCUACCUGGGCGACAUUGCUUACGAUAGCGAAAAGUAUCGCUGGAUGGGACCGAAGCGUUACGAUUACUCUGGCUUUAAGAAAUUUCUCGCCAAUCGAGGUUACAAUGCCGAAAUUGUAGUGCAUCUCGAUCGGCGCGGCAAGCAAGACCCAAACGAUGGGGUCCGCUGUCUCGACAAGUGUGCCCGCUGCAGGAAGGCCAAGUACGGGCGCGACUGCGGCGGGGAGCGUGCCAGCUACGAGGACGACGACACGGAACCGUUGGUCGUGCGGGGCAAGUUUCUGAUGGUGAGCGGUGCCAACAUAUCCUGCUCGUGCGAGCGCAGUCCGCAGGGCUUUUCGCCCUACUGCCAUCUCGGGGAUGGUUUGCUGGAUUUGGUGCUGGUGCGCCACACGUCCAUGUUUAACAACCUACGGCUGCUGCUAACAAUGACAUCGAAAACGAAGAAACUUAGUGAACUACCAUUUGUGGAAAUCUAUCGUACGAAGGAGUUCCGGUUCACUGCGAAUGGGCAGAGCGAAACGAACGGGGGCGAAAAUGCACCGGCAAUAUCGUCCGAAAUGAUGCGCCGUUCUAAGUGGAACUGUGAUGGAGAAGUGCUGCUCGAUACGAACAUUAUCGUUGAGUCCAAUUGCCAGUUAAUACAAGUUUUUAGGAGAGGAAUAUUACCUGCCGGCACGGCCGGCAAUGGUGGAAUCGACCAGCGGGCAGCAGCGACCAAUCCAGCAGACGAUAAGGAAUCGUGCUGUUUCGGUCUGUGUAACUAGUACUGUGUCCUUCUUGGUGUUGGUCAGUAUUUUAUCCCCUGUCUUAUCAGUUAUUUAAUACCCCUCCCUAUUAGUCUAUCGUGGCUGCAUUAGGGGUUGUUCGGUUACCGAACAGGCUAUCAAGUCGUUCGUUUACUGGCAAAUUUAUUCUUACGUAUUGCUUCCUUAGUUCCUUUAUACUUCUAUCGACCUUUAUCGUAAACGAUAAACUGUGAUCAUAUCUUUAUUAUUUUGCUAAUAAUCCUAAUACCCACUGCUGGUGCUGCUACAGCAUCGUUUACUAACACGGCGAUAAUGGAGGCGAAAACACUCGCCCCCCUCAAAAAGGGAAGCCCUUUUUGCUGCUGUUGCGCGAAACAUUUAUACGAACAAAGUAUGUUAAGGUAAUUGGUUAGGAUAGGCGUGCUUUAGGUUUAGCAUCAUCUAGUUUAGCAUUUUGCCGAGAUUCUUACCUUUUUUUUUCUUCAACGUGUAAGCAAUUUUAGACUAUUGUGCAACUGACAAUAUCAUUGUGAAAAAAGUGAAGGUAAAGUAGGCGUUUUUAGCAAUGAAGUGAGCUUCAACAUCGCACCAUGUACUGUACGAAUUUGUAUUUGCUCAACUCGAACGGAACCCAACCACACGAAAUUGUGUGAAUAUAGUAGUUGAAUGGCGAGAGCUUACGUGGGUACUCAGUUCAUUGGGCAUUUGGAAAAUAUUUGACUUCACGGCGAGCUAGCAAUGGCCAGCGGGUGAUUGUAAAACUCAAAUUAAUGAUUAAAUUUACUAACACGUUCGAGAUGAAGAUGCAAAAAUAGGAACACUCAUCGCUCAAAUGCUCUAUUCUGCAAUGCAUUCGAAGAUUAAUUUGUAUUUGAAGUAUUAAGUAUUGGAAAAAGAGCCCACAUUGCUGGGCCAUUCUAGCAGACACAACUACCAAGUUCCUUUCGGUAGUUUGAUAAGAAAGUAGAGAUUGUUUAGUAUUGUGGAUUAUUGAUCCUAUCGUAGCAAGAAAGCAAUAUAGAGUGCCAGCUCCAGCUCCCACAGUCACCGUUUAAUGGCGUAAUCAGCAACAAAAAAAAAGUGCACUCCUUUUCCGAGUACCAUUGAUAACAAAGUAAUUAUUUCAGUUUCUUAGCAAACGGAAGCAUUCCAACUAUUUUUGGGCGCAACAAGUGUGUAUGUGUAAGCGAUUACUUUCUAAUAUGUGAUCUUUCUUCCUUCCAUCCAUCACGUGUAUCGAUCAAACGUGAGACAAGCAAUAGACGCAAUACCGAUAUAAGCUGAUAAACAACUAAUUAGUAAUUAGAUGCAGGCAGAGAGAGAGAGGUGCCGGGAUGGAUUCUUAAUACUAGGGGGAAACAUAAUCUUCAAAGAACAAAAACAUGUGAUUAAUUUGGAUUGGGGAGGUUAAAAGUUAUUGAGGAAUAAUGCGGACAGCAAGCCCUUAUUCCUUACAUUUGCUGCAAGUAGGAGCACGUGUAAAGCUGCCUUAGAUCGAGCGGGAGAAUUGAAUUGAACGCGUGUACGUGUAAAAGAUUGAAACAGGAACAAAACUGCUCAAGACUAAUAAAUUCUUUUUUUUCCUACAUUCGGCAUAUACUGUAA